Molecule: messenger RNA, 758 nt
Organism: Harmonia axyridis
Lineage: Eukaryota; Metazoa; Arthropoda; Insecta; Coleoptera; Coccinellidae
Product: NADH-ubiquinone oxidoreductase chain 5-like
Exons: 2
Coding region: 1-702 (233 amino acids)
Biological process (GO): ATP synthesis coupled electron transport; electron transport coupled proton transport
Molecular function (GO): NADH dehydrogenase (ubiquinone) activity
Source: RefSeq, a predicted model, not a curated record
AUGGUGAUUUUUGUUACUCCUACUCCUGUUUCAGCAUUAGUACAUUCUUCAACUUUAGUAACAGCAGGGGUUUAUUUAUUAAUUCGAUUUCAUUUAUUAUUGGAAAAUUAUUCUUUUGUGUUAAUAUUCAUUGGAUUGAUAACAAUAUUAAUUUCAGGUUUAGCGGCUAAUUUUGAAUAUGAUUUAAAAAAAAUUAUUGCUUUAUCAACUUUAAGUCAGUUAGGUUUAAUAGUUACUAUUUUAAGAUUAGGUUUAUAUGAAUUAGCUUUUUUUCAUUUAUUAAUUCAUGCUUUAUUUAAAGCUUUAUUAUUUAUAUGUGCAGGUAAUUUCAUUCAUUUAAUAGGAGAAUGUCAAGAUAUUCGUUUUAUAGGCGGUUUAGUUUAUAAAACUCCUAUAACUGUAAUAUAUUUUAAUGUAAGAAAUCAAUCAUUAUGUGGGAUUCCUUUUUUUUCUGGAUUUUACUCAAAAGAUUUAAUUAUAGAGGUUUAUUCUAUGUUAAGAUUAAAUAGUUUAAUUUAUUUAAUUAUAUUAAUUUCUUUAACAUUAACAGUUUCUUAUACAGUGCGUUUAUUAAAUUAUUUAAUAUUUACAGAUUAUUGUGGGUUUAGAAUGAAUAGAACUGAAGAAUUAAGAGAUGAAAUAGUUUAUAGAAUAGGAUUUAUAUUUAUUAUUGUAUUAUUUUCAGGAACGGUUCUUAUAUGAUUUAUAUUUAAGGAUAUUAAUUUAGUUGUAUUACCUUUUUUUAUGAAAAUUUUAAU